Molecule: messenger RNA, 2381 nt
Organism: Phacochoerus africanus (Common warthog)
Lineage: Eukaryota; Metazoa; Chordata; Mammalia; Artiodactyla; Suidae
Gene: PTGER3
Product: prostaglandin E receptor 3
Exons: 4
Coding region: 236-1405 (389 amino acids)
Biological process (GO): negative regulation of gastric acid secretion; inflammatory response; adenylate cyclase-activating G protein-coupled receptor signaling pathway
Cellular component (GO): plasma membrane
Molecular function (GO): prostaglandin E receptor activity
Source: RefSeq, a predicted model, not a curated record
GCCUCGCCUCUGAACGCUUCCCGGAGCCGACGGCGCGGCUGCGGCGCGGCCAAAAAGCCCUGGCGCCGCCGCCGAAGAGGCGAAGUAAGGCGGCGGCUGCGCCCCGCAUCAUGGAGGGCAGCCCAGCCCCAGCCUCAGCCCUGGUCGCCACAGACAGCCUCCGCCGCCCGCGUCCCGUCAGCCGGCUCCCGUUGUUUCUCUCUGGGCGCCGUCCCCUCCUCACCUCGAGGACAACAUGAAGGAGACCCGGGACCAGGGGGGCGCCCCUUUCUGCACGCGCCUCAACCUCUCCUACUCGGGCAUGUGGGCGCCCGAGCGCUCCGCUGAGGAGCAGGGCAACCUCACGCGCUCCCCGGGGUCCAGCGAGGAUUGCGGCUCGGUGUCCGUAGCCUUCCCGAUGACCAUGCUGAUCACUGGCUUCGUGGGCAACGCGCUGGCCAUGCUGCUGGUGUCGCAGAGUUACCGGCGCCGGGAGAGCAAGCGCAAGAAGUCGUUCCUGCUGUGCAUCGGCUGGCUGGCGCUCACCGACAUGGUCGGACAGCUGCUUACCAGCCCGGUGGUCAUCGUCCUGUACCUGUCCCACCAGCGCUGGGAGCAGCUCGACCCGUCCGGGCGGCUGUGCACCUUUUUCGGCUUGACCAUGACCGCCUUUGGGCUCUCCUCUCUCUUCAUCGCCAGUGCCAUGGCCGUCGAGCGGGCGCUGGCCAUCCGGGCACCGCACUGGUACUCGAGCCACAUGAAGACGAGCGCCACCCGCGCGGUGCUGCUUGGCGUGUGGCUGGCGGUGCUCGCCUUCGCCCUGUUGCCGGUGCUGGGCGUGGGCCAGUACACCAUCCAGUGGCCCGGGACGUGGUGCUUCAUUAGCACCGGAACAGGGGGCAACGAGACUAGCUCCGAGAACAACUGGGGCAACAUUUUCUUCGCUUCUGCCUUUUCCUUCUUGGGGCUCUCAGCGCUGGUUGUUACCUUUGCCUGCAACCUGGCUACCAUUAAGGCUCUGGUGUCCCGCUGCCGCGCCAAGGCCACGGCGUCGCAGUCCAGCGCCCAGUGGGGCCGGAUCACGACUGAGACGGCCAUCCAGCUCAUGGGGAUCAUGUGCGUGCUGUCUGUCUGCUGGUCGCCGUUGCUGAUAAUGAUGUUGAAAAUGAUCUUCAAUCAGACAUCAGUUGAGUACUGCAAGGUGUACACAGAAAAGCAGAACGAGUGCAACUUCUUCUUAAUAGCCGUUCGCCUGGCUUCACUGAACCAGAUCUUGGAUCCCUGGGUUUAUCUGCUGCUAAGAAAGAUCCUCCUUCAAAAGUUUUGCCAGAUCAGGCACCACACAAACAACCAUGCCUCCAGCACCACCUCAUUACCCCACCAGUGCUCCUCAACCUUGAUGUGGAGUUACCAUUUGGAAAGAUAAUGAAAGAAUGGAGUUGGACUUUUUUUUGCAGUUCCUGCUUUCUUGAGUUUAUGUAUUUCUCCCCACCUGAGAAGGAGAAUUGUAUAUUUUGAUUUGGGUUGUUUCUUCUUUUUCAUCUUUUUAAAAAUUUUUAAUGUUUUUUUUUCUUGUCAGUAAUACCCACUGAGACCAAGUUUAUUGUUAUAAUCUGUAUCUUUGAGUGUUAAACCAACUUCUUGGACUGGAUUUUGAGUAUACAUUUUAAGAAUUUGAGCAGGAUCGCAUAGACAUGACUCGAGAAAAAAAUGCAAAAAAGAAAAUCCCAUCUUCCCAGAGUUUUCCCUCAACUUCAGACCUUUACGUGAAUCUCAACUGAUAGGGACAUCUUAACAUGUUAUGGUUGUUGUGAUUUUACAAUAGGAGUUUGAAAAAUCAGAACAAAUUUUUGUCAGCAAAAAGCCUACCUAUUGAGAGCUAGAAUUCAAUUAAUAGGACAUAAACUUAAUGAGACAGAAAAGAAUGCCAGAUGAAGGAAGGAGAGUCCCAUGACCAAAGUUAUUUAUGCAAAACGUGUUAUUAAUGUUUUGGAGAUACUGUGUUCUUUUGGGCUAAGCUGGGAGCUAAAAGUCCUUAAGUCUGCAUUCUAGCUAUGUGUCAUUUAGUAACUCAGGAAUCAAUUUAAUUGUUAUUUCUCUGUCUUUGAUGAUGCAGCUAAGGGCUGAAGUGUCAUAGAAAACAAUAAUGAGGUUAGAUGAUUAAUUGUUGAGCUAGAGAAAUAAAAAAUCCAGGCACAGCUUCUGAUUCACCACUGUCAAUUCGGGAUUUCUUAUAAUUUCUUCUUGGGUGACAAACAGAGGGCAAAAUUAAUAAGUGACAUAGUUAUUAACUAUCAAAUUUUGUUUUUUUUAAAUAAAAGGAUCUAGUUUGUCUGAAUUGAAAUAAGAAAUCUGUGUAUUAAAAAAAUACUGAGGGAGUUCCCGUUGUGGCGCAGUGGUUA